Messenger RNA from Jatropha curcas, 3195 nucleotides. Its product is annotated as auxin response factor 2A. Gene Ontology annotation, biological process: regulation of DNA-templated transcription; response to hormone. Gene Ontology annotation, cellular component: nucleus. NCBI's taxonomy places the organism in Eukaryota, Viridiplantae, Streptophyta, Magnoliopsida, Malpighiales, Euphorbiaceae. The record is from RefSeq and is a predicted model, not a curated record. Gene Ontology annotation, molecular function: DNA binding.
GUAUCCCAUAUCCCAGAUGACACAUGCUAGAGCCGUAGAGCCUAGUAGAGUCGUACCAGCAGUUCAGCACCAUGAUACAUGAGCUACAGUAUUGAUUAUUGAUUGAUGAAACGGCGAGGAAGGAACUGCCUCACAAUACGUAUGGUAUUUCGGACAAAAAUAGAAAUAAAGAUAUCAAAGGAAGAUAAAAAGAGAAUCAGUAAAGGGCGGAGAUAACCAUAAAAGAGAAGAAGAUGAUGGAGAUGAACAAUGCAGGCAAUAUACCCACAUAGAAGACAACGAUAAAGAAAGCUAGCAAAUAUCGCCAGGCCAAAUAAAGACGACACUGACCAUCCGUGGCUUUACUAGGCAAGCCAUGAGUUAAAAGAGAUAUGAUAUCAUCAAAUAGAAAGUAGAAAGUAGAAAGUCCUUCUCUCUCAUCCAUAUACACAGACACACACAGAGCACGCUCUACAGGUGGACGAACGACGCCCCCCAUACACUUCAGUGCCUGAAGGCUCCGGCAGGUGCAAACCCACAGCGAUUCAAGGAAACAGAUAAUAAUAAAACGUUACAUUAGUAAGAAUAGUUAUUUAUUUCAUUUUGAUAAAAGUUUGUUAUAGAGAGAAGGCGGAUUUUCGUGGCACGGUGGCGGAGGAAGUGGGUUAAAAUUGUAUAGGUCGCGCCACAUUCCACGUUGUUUAGGUGGACUCGACUCACCUGAUUCUCAAGCCUCUCUCUGCCUCCUUUUGUCUUCUUCUAGCGCCUAUACAGUACUGCAGUACUCUUCUCUUCUCCUUUUUCCGUGCUUUCUGUUUAUUUGUUUUCCUCCUCCGUCUAUCGCAAUUGAAAGAAAGAGAGAGAAAGAGAUGACUAGAGGUAACGUUGUUCGUGAAGUAGACGGGUCGAGCAAUGAGGUUCGCGUCCAUGGAUUGCCUCCUACCUACCCCCAUGGUGAUACAGAUGACUUGUACACUAAAUUAUGGCACUCAUGCGCUGGUCCCCUUGUUUAUGUACCUCGUUCUGGAGAGAAGGUUGUCUACUUCCCUCAAGGUCACAUGGAACAGGUUGAGGCACACAUGAACCAAAGUGAUGUAACGGAAAUGCCUAUCUACAACAUACCUUCCAAGAUCCUCUGCAAGGUCCUCUCUGUGCAACUAAAGGCUGAAGCUGGGACAGAUGAGGUGUUUGCUGAAAUAACUUUGCUUCCUGAGGCAAAGCAAGAUGAGUUGAGCUCAAACGAGGAUGAAUAUUUCUCACGUUUGCCUCCCAAAACUUAUCCACAAUCCUUUAGCAAGAAACUAACAUCAUCUGACACAAGCACACAUGGUGGAUUCUCCGUUCUGAAAAGACACGCUGAAGACUGCCUUCCACCCAUGGAUAUGUCUCUAGACACCCCCGAACAGAAACUUCAUGCAAAGGAUUUACAUGGUUUAGAAUGGUGCUUUCGUCAUGUUUUUCGUGGUCAGCCGAAGAGGCACUUGCUUACUACUGGCUGGAGCACAUUUGUGACCUCCAAAAAGCUUGUUGCUGGGGAUGCAUUUAUCUUCCUUAGAGGACAAAAUGGACAACUUCGCAUUGGGGUCCGUCGUGCAAUGAAACUACAGAACAACGCAUCGACAACUGUCAUCUCUGCUCAUAGCAUGCACCAUGGCAUUUUGGCCACUGCUCUCCAUGCCAUCAAUACUGGAACCAGAUUUACUGUCUUCUACCAUCCUUGGACGAGUCCCACUGAAUUCAUCAUUCCGUUUGACCAAUAUAUGAAAUCAGCUGAAAUCGAUUAUUCUGUAGGUACAAGGUUCAGAAUGCUGUUUGAAGGUGACGAAUGUGCGGAUCAGAGGAUUGAGAGAUUUGAAGGCACCAUUGUUGGCAAUGAAGAUGUUGAUCACAUUAGAUGGCCAAAUUCAGAAUGGAGAAGUCUUAAGGUGAAAUGGGAUGCCACAUCGGAUGGAUUUGUACGACCAGAAAGAGUUUCUCCUUGGAGCAUCGAAUCCAUAGAACCUAUAAAAAGAAAGCAGAAUUAUUUUCUAUGCCCACCAAAGAAGGCACGUCCCAUGGAUGCAUCAGUGUCUGGUUUUCCUAGCAUGGUCAAUGAUGGCUUACUACAUGGUCCAAUUGAGUGUGCAACACAAAAUCACAUGGAGGUCUUGCAAGGUCAAGAAAAAGGGGACACAGAUGUUAAUAAGUUCGAUGUGCUUAUACCUCCAAUCAUACCAUGUUUGAUUUCACAAAAUCCUGAUUCAAACAGCACUACAUUGGGAUUAGGGAAUCAGUUGUGCCUUUCCACUCAUGGCACAUUUUAUCGGUGUCCCAGUGGAACAUUAUUAUUUCCUGGUGGAAACAUAACAAGGUUGGGUUUUCCUAGUAGCAGUUGCCCUCCACUCAGCUCUUUUGGAAUCCCCGAAAAGGCUGCAGGAAGCCGAAACUUGUCAGUUUUGAAUCUCAACUCUUACAGAUCUGGGUCUCAAGACUGCAAAACUUUAGAACCAAAAGAUGCGAAUGAAAUUCUACAUGCACCACCAGAUGGUGGUGGCAGGUACAUGCUUUUUGGAGUCAAUUUAGUUAAAAAUCCACCGGAGCUCCCUUCACCACAAGUUGCCACUUUUAGUGACCAUGAAAGUCUUUAUUCUGUCCCCCACAUGUCUGAAUCCAGUGUUUCAGAGGCAUCCAAGAGUACAUCUGGCAUUAAUUCAGAAAAUCACAGCAACAACUGUCGUUCUGUCACUGAUCUGCAUUGCAUAAAGGUGCUUAAAUAUGGAGCUGCGGGAAGAUCAGUUGACAUCACACAAUUUGAUGGAUAUGAUACACUCAUUUAUGAACUCGAUCAGAUGUUCGACUUCGAGGGAAGCUUAAUUGAUGGGAGCAGCGGGUGGCAGGUGACGUACACGGAUGCUGAGGGGGACAUAAUGCUUCUUGGAUAUUGUCCAUGGCAGAAGUUCCAGUGUAAGGUUCAAAAGAUGUUCAUCUGCCCAAAGGAAGAUAUUGGCCAAGUGAAUCAAGAGUCUGUGUGAUAUCUUGCUCAAUUCACUGUCUUUUCUGUUUCCUUUUUCAUGCAAUUCCUUAAAUAAAUCUGAGAGACAGUGCAUGGAGCAAUGCGUGUGUUGUAGCUUGCAGCUAAAUAUGAUUUCAAGAUAUGCACUUCAACUAAUAUUUGAAUGUCACAUUUUCACUUUUUUAUGCCUAUUUUUAGAGAGGAAAAUUUUUUCCUUGCUAAAA